Messenger RNA from Cuscuta epithymum, 1561 nucleotides. Lineage: Eukaryota; Viridiplantae; Streptophyta; Magnoliopsida; Solanales; Convolvulaceae. The record is from the annotation of a GenBank genome assembly.
AGCAUUUUUUCUUCCGCAGAGCUGAACAAGCAUUUUGCAUUAUCGCCCUGGAGUUCCUCUCUCGAUACGUUCUUGGGGUUCCGCUGCCGGCCUUAUAGAACGUUUAUUCAAAUUUGAUUUUUGCCUGUGGAGAGGAACUCUGAAUUUUAUUAUUUUCUCCUAAUUAGGACAUUUCCCUAACUUUAAAUCCAGGUUCUAAGAAUGAAAGAGGUCACGAAGAGAGAAAGUCAAGCAACAUCUGCAUUAGCGUUUGUGGAAGGAGGAAUUCAGGACUCAAGUGAUGAUUCUUGCAGCAUUUGCCUUGAGACUUUCUCUGAGAGUGAUCCAUCAACAGCUACUCAUUGCAAGCACGGCUUUCAUCUUCAGUGCAUUCUGGAAUGGUGUCAAAGGAGUUCUAAUUGCCCAAUGUGCUGGCAAACAAUUAAAAUGGAAGAUUCAGAAAGCCAAGACUUACUCGAGGCUGUGGAACAUGAAAGGAAUAUAAAUUCUAAUCCUCCAAGGACUGCAUCAAUAGUUUACCACCCUGCUCAGGGAAAUAUUGAAUUCCCACAUUUUGCGGUGGGCAUAAGUAAUAGUGAACUUGAAGAGCGCGUCAUCCACCGUUUGGCUGCCGCUGCUGCAAUGGGAAGAACUCACCGCAAUCAAAGGAGGGAGGGAUCUACAAAUCCAGUUGUUGGUUCAUCAUCUGCAUCUGUCAACAUGCUAAACAGUUAUCCAGAAAUCUCUGUUGGGAGUAGCUCUUCUGGCAAGUCUUCCAUGACAAAUCAAGAGAGGGCAGCUCCUGAUUUCCAGAAAUUCUCAGACACUUUGAGUUCUCGAUUUGCGUCAAUGUCGAUGAAAUACCGAGAAUCUUUUUCGAAGUCUAAAAAAGGGUGGAUGGAAAGGCUCUUUUCUUGAGCUACUUCCUUAAGGGUGCUCAAAAUGAAGUGCCAUAUGAUAAUAGCUCUGUGCUUUGACCGCAAAAUGGCUUUGGAGUUAAGCUUCACCACUUCAUUAAGCAGCUGGCUGACAUUUCUUAGGACUUCAUACUUCAAGAGUGGUAUAAUUGGUCAUAAAAUGCAACAAUUCAAAUACGAUGCGGGCAUGACGAAAUUAUUGUGUGCUUUUUUUGUACGGGCGAAAGUGCUGGGGCGAAAGAGGAAGAGAAGGUAGAGAUGAGACACAGAUAGACAUCAUCUGCAUAUAUUGUGUUACAUUGACUACAUACUAUAUGAAGUUGUAGAUACAUAUACACAUUGGAUUGGUCUAAUGCCAAUAAAACAAAAUGUGACCUUUGUUUCUAACUUCAGUAAUCCUUGCAUGGUUUUGCCUACGAAGCUAUUGAUGUUAAAAUUGGAUUUCACUAUUUUGGAACAUUAAUCAUGUAAGGUAAUACGUAGUAUUAGGUUUUAGAGUGGACCAAGUUUCAGAACCAGACCAAGAAUGGCCGGUUUUGGCAAGGGACUGGACGUCUGGAUUGGAGCUGGGUUGCCAAUUCCUAAUUAGGUUCACUAUAUAACAGACACUUGAGGUUUCAUUAAAGUACUCCGUAAGAUAUUAUAAUACCCGGUCUAUUCCUCAG